CCUCCAUUGACCUCUUCCUCCCUUUCUUCUUAUCCCCACACUCUUUUGCCCCGCCACUUCUGCAUCGCCUUUCAUCAUGGAAGCUAUCAAGCAGACUUUCGCGAAGUGCAAAGCACAGAAACGUGCGGCCCUUGUGGCCUACAUUACUGCAGGAUAUCCCACCGUCGAGGAGGCUGUUGAUAUCCUCCUUGGUCUCGAAAAUGGUGGCGCCGAUAUUAUCGAACUUGGCAUUCCUUUCACAGAUCCCAUCGCUGAUGGCCCAACCAUUCAGACCGCUAAUACAAAGGCACUUGAGAAUGGUGUCACCCUUACUACCGUCCUUGAGCUCGUCCGUACUGCCCGCAGCCGGGGUCUCCAGACCCCUCUGAUGCUCAUGGGUUACUUCAACCCUGUCCUCAAAUAUGGCGAGGAGCGUAUGCUCCGUGACUGCAAGGAGGCUGGUGUCAAUGGUUUCAUCAUGGUUGACUUGCCCCCCCGAGGAGGCUGUCCGUUUCCUCUCUCAUACGUUCCCCUUAUCGCCCCCGCCACCUCCGAUGCUCGCAUGCGUCUCCUCUGCAAGAUCGCAGAUAGCUUUAUCUACGUUGUUUCCCGCAUGGGUGUGACUGGUGCCACUGGCUCAUUGAGCGCCAAUAUCCCCGAGCUUCUCAGCCGUGUUCAUGAAUAUUCUGGCAAUGUCCCUGCUGCAUUGGGAUUCGGCGUCAGCACCCGUGAGCACUUCUUGUCUGUCCAGGAGCAGGCCGAGGCUGUUGUCAUUGGUAGCCAGAUUAUCACUGUCGUUGGCAAGGCCCCUGCUGGCCAGGCCGCCAAGGCUGCCGAGGAGUACCUCUCCGGUAUUACCGGACGCAAGCGUGAGCGUGAUGCCGCCGGCGCCUUCACUCGCGAGAUCAACGUUCUGGAGGCCAUUGAGAAGGCCCAGCCUUCUGGUCAGGUUAAAGCUACCAAAGUUAUUACUGAUGCCGACACCCCCGCCGGACCUGGUCUUGCUGACCAGAUUGAGGCCCUCAACGUGACAAAGGAUGUAUCCUCUCAGCCCUCGCGAUUCGGCGAGUUCGGUGGACAGUAUGUCCCUGAGUCCCUUAUGGAUUGCUUGGGCGAGCUCGAACGCGGCUUCAAUGUUGCCAAUAAUGACCCCAAGUUCUGGGAAGAAUUCCGUUCCUACUACCCGUACAUGGGCCGUCCUAGCAGCCUUCACAUGGCCCAGCGUUUGACUGAAGAGGUUGGCGGUGCCAACAUCUGGUUGAAGCGUGAGGACCUCAACCACACUGGAAGCCACAAGAUCAACAAUGCUCUUGGUCAAAUUUUGAUUGCCCGUCGCUUGGGCAAGACCCGCAUCAUUGCCGAGACUGGUGCUGGCCAGCACGGUGUUGCUACCGCCACAGUUUGCGCCAAGUUUGGCAUGGCCUGUACCGUUUUCAUGGGUGCUGAAGAUGUGCGCCGCCAAGGGCUCAACGUCUUCCGUAUGAAGCUCCUCGGUGCCUCCGUCGUCGCUGUUGAGGCUGGAAGCCGCACCCUUCGUGAUGCAGUUAACGAAGCUCUCCGCGCCUGGGUCGUUGAACUUGACACCACUCACUACAUCAUCGGCUCCGCCAUUGGACCCCACCCCUUCCCUACCAUCGUCCGUACGUUCCAAUCCGUGAUCGGAAACGAGACCAAGGAACAGAUGCAGGCCCAGAUUGGCAAGCUCCCCGAUGCCGUCGUCGCCUGUGUUGGUGGUGGUUCCAACGCUGUCGGAAUGUUCUACCCCUUCUCCAAUGAUCCUAGCGUCAAGCUCAUCGGUGUCGAGGCUGCCGGAGACGGUGUCGAUACCAACCGCCACUCUGCGACCCUUUCUGGCGGUUCCCACGGCGUCCUCCACGGUGUGCGCACCUACGUCCUGCAGAACGAGCACGGCCAGAUCUCGGAUACUCACUCAAUCUCCGCUGGUCUCGAUUACCCCGGUGUCGGUCCCGAGCUGAGCAACUGGAAAGAUUCCAACCGAGCCACCUUCAUCACUGCGGACGAUAGCCAGGCCCUUGCUGGUUUCCGUGCUCUCGCCCAACACGAGGGUAUCAUCCCUGCAUUGGAGUCCUCGCACGCCGUCUGGGGUGUCAUGCAAAUCGCCAAGACAAUGGAGAAGGGCCAGAACAUCGUUCUGAACCUGAGUGGUCGUGGUGACAAGGAUGUUCAGCAGGUCGCUGACGAACUUCCCCGCCUGGGUCCUAAGAUCAACUGGGAUCUGCGUUUCUAG
This is a messenger RNA of Penicillium crustosum, 2227 nucleotides long. It is a transcript of the gene trpB, whose product is annotated as tryptophan synthase TRP5. Gene Ontology annotation, cellular component: cytoplasm. The record is from RefSeq and is a predicted model, not a curated record. Gene Ontology annotation, biological process: L-tryptophan biosynthetic process. Lineage: Eukaryota; Fungi; Ascomycota; Eurotiomycetes; Eurotiales; Aspergillaceae. The transcript is spliced from 3 exons. The coding region runs from base 77 to 2227 and encodes 716 amino acids. Gene Ontology annotation, molecular function: tryptophan synthase activity.